AUGACGGAAUCCUCCUCCUCUCGUCUCCAAAAUGACUAUGGAGCUGAUCUCUGGGUUCGCUCUGGCGCGGAACGUCGCCACCCAACGGCUGGACGAGGGCUCUUUGCCGGCCUCCAAGACGUGAAGCACUAUAAUGUCGACCAUGGCUGGGCCAAGCGCAGCCAGGAUCAAUCACAGGGGCUGUUUAGUUUCCUGUGGAGUCGGUUUACGGGAGGAGCCUAUCGUCCCCCGACAGAUUCAUAG
Aspergillus pseudoviridinutans is the source of this 243-nucleotide messenger RNA. RefSeq lists its product as uncharacterized. The transcript is spliced from 3 exons. Bases 1 to 243 code for a protein of 80 amino acids. The record is from RefSeq and is a predicted model, not a curated record. Lineage: Eukaryota; Fungi; Ascomycota; Eurotiomycetes; Eurotiales; Aspergillaceae.